ACUGUGCUCUCACUAUUUAAUAUUUCUGACAAAUAAAUAUUCGCACCGAUAUCACAAAAUUAAAGUUAAAAAAAUAAUCAUGGGCGAAUACACGAUAGAAAACUUACAGGAAGUGCUAAGUGGAUGCAUUAAGAAAAGUCAAAGUAUUUCGGACAAGAAGAUUACGAGACUGACUGCUCCCGGAGAAAACUACGGUAGUACAAUGUUGAAGUUGGACGUAACACUAAAGGACGAAAAUGAUGGUACGGAAGAGGAACUACAUGUUGUGGCUAAGAUGAUCCCUGAACAGGAAUUCUUUAGGAAGGCGUUCAAUAUUCAAGUGACUUUCAAGAAUGAAAUUGCUAUGUAUAAUAUCAUAGCACCCACACUUCGAGAUUUCCAACGAGAGAACGGUGUUAACGAAGUAAUUGACUGUUUCCCAGAGUUUUACGGUGCUAGGUUGAAUCUGGGAGAACAAAAUGGUAAUGUGGAUGAGGAUGCGGUGCUGAUAUUAGAAAAUUUGAAGUUUAAAGGUUAUCAAUGCGUAGAUCACCACGUAAGCUUUGACCUAGAGACGACCCAGUUAAUACUCAAAGACUUGGCAGCUUUCCAUGCCAUACCAAUUGCUCUGAAGCUGAAGAAACCAGAAGUAUUCAAUGAGAAAAUCAGACCGUACUUGGCCCCGUUCCCUUUCCAGCCUAAGCCAAUUAAAGAAGAAAUCAAGUCAGUCUUCUUAGAGAUGCUUCAAGAUUCAUACAAAUGUAUACCCUGGAUACCAAAAGUUAAAAACAUUUUCGAGAACGUAAGAGAAGCAGGAGAUGCACCACCAAAGGAACCAUUCGCGACGGUAACUCACGGAGAUAUGUGGUUCAAUAACACUAUGAUAAAAUUUCAGAACAAGGUACCUGUUAGCAACAAGAUUAUUGACUUUCAAAACUGCGACUAUAAAUCACCAGCCACAGACCUGUUCUUUUUUCUUUUCACAAAUGUGCAGACGUCUGUACUACAAGACGAUUUCGACGGUUUGAUCGAAUUUUAUCACAAACACUUCAUUUCCCAUUUGGAGAAGUUGAAAUGCGACACUGCUCCUUUUAGUUUACCCAAGUUUUUAGAAGAAAUGAAAGCUGCGACGCCAGUUGAACUCGGGCAUUGUUUUAUGAUGAUAUUUUUGAAUUUUGGGGAAGAGCAGUUCGAUCACUCAUCAUCUGAUGUGGAUAAAAUAAAAGCAAGGAUACACUUGGCUAUGAAAGAUAAAUUAAGGAAUGUAAUCCAUACAAGCGGCAUGAGAGGAUGGCUGUAAUGAAAUGUUAUCUAUUUAAAAUUUAUGUAUAGGGUGGUAUUCGAUAUUAUCUUAAGGGGGCGAUUUAGUAUGUAUAUUUUUACCGUGUAACAGAGCUUCAGAUGAGGACACAAAUCAUCGAAGAAA
Messenger RNA from Anoplophora glabripennis (Asian longhorned beetle), 1405 nucleotides. RefSeq lists its product as uncharacterized. NCBI's taxonomy places the organism in Eukaryota, Metazoa, Arthropoda, Insecta, Coleoptera, Cerambycidae. The record is from RefSeq and is a predicted model, not a curated record. Bases 80 to 1279 code for a protein of 399 amino acids. The transcript is spliced from 2 exons.